UAUGUGGGCUAUAGAUACAUCCCCUCUUUUAACCGCCAUGUGACUCUCAACGCUCGUUCUCGUCUCUCGACUGCUCCGAGAUUUAGCUGGUUUAAGACUAAUCUUCGGAGAAUUUGUUGAGCUGCAAGCGAAUAUGAGUAGGCCAAUGGAAGAGGAUACCAACGGAAAGACGGAGGAGGAGGAGUUCAACACGGGACCCCUUUCUGUUCUGAUGAUGAGUGUCAAGAACAACACUCAGGUGCUCAUCAAUUGCCGCAACAACAGGAAACUCCUUGGUCGUGUUAGAGCUUUUGACAGGCACUGCAACAUGGUCCUGGAAAACGUCAGAGAAAUGUGGACCGAGGUACCUAAAACUGGGAAAGGAAAGAAGAAAGCUCUUCCUGUUAACAGAGAUCGCUUCAUCAGCAAGAUGUUUCUCCGUGGUGACUCUGUCAUUAUCGUCCUCAGGAACCCCAAGUGAGAGAGAGAGAGAUGUCGCUGUUUGUACUUGUUUCUUCUCGUCAAAUUCUAAUUGUUGCAUCAACGGAGAUAAUCUUUGAGUAUCAGUCUUAAAUCUAGUCUUGCCCUUGUAUUUUUCACUUGUGUUUUCCCCUAUCUCUUAUGAGUAAGAUGCAGUGGUGUUUAGUGCC
This is a messenger RNA of Raphanus sativus (radish), 629 nucleotides long. RefSeq lists its product as uncharacterized. NCBI's taxonomy places the organism in Eukaryota, Viridiplantae, Streptophyta, Magnoliopsida, Brassicales, Brassicaceae. Gene Ontology annotation, biological process: RNA splicing; spliceosomal snRNP assembly. The transcript has 5 exons. Bases 134 to 460 code for a protein of 108 amino acids. Gene Ontology annotation, molecular function: RNA binding. Gene Ontology annotation, cellular component: U2 snRNP; catalytic step 2 spliceosome; precatalytic spliceosome. The record is from RefSeq and is a predicted model, not a curated record.